UAGCGUUUCAAGGUACCCAAUAAUUUUUAAAUUACAUCUUAGUCUCUUUGUCUUUAGAACGCUUAUCAUGGUUAGAGGGAGACAGCGUAAUGAAAGAUGGCAAUAAGAAAUGAUCAUUCAGAUUUGAAAAUUCCUGAAUAACUCGAAAUAUGAAUAAAGCUGUUUUUUUAAACAUUUUAAUUGAACUCAAGCGUAUUUAUUUCGCGUAGAUGGAAUAAUCGAUAAUUGCACAGAAUAUAUGAGAAAUAGUUUGAUGGCACCGUUUUGCUUACAUUCAAUCGAAAUUUUCCGCUCAUUAUGUGAAGUGCAGCAUCGUCCCAGUUUGCCCCGUCCCCAGGGUCUACUGCGUCAUUUUGCAGCAACUGACAGCUACCCAGCCCGCGGACAUCGAUGUCACACUACGACGUCAGCGACGACGAACAAAAUGAUCGGAGUUCGCUUGCUAUCGCUUGUUACAAAACGCCCCGAGGAUUCUUCUUUCAAUAUAUGCAAUGAACGUAUACCAGUCGGAGCUGGCUUGCCUGCGAACUGUGGAGUGGCUAUUAUUUCUCUCCAAUCCUUGUGCGGCCCAAGUAGAAACUCUUUUCUUACCAGUCGAAGGCCAGAUACACUCAAGCUGUAUGACAAUUAUAGCUACUGGCGAGACACCGUUGGAAACAUUAUUACUUUACCACAGCAUUUGAAAAACCAUGGCUACAGAACUAUGUCAGUUGGUAAAAUUUUCCAUCCAGGUAAAAGUUCCAAUGGAUCAGAUGACUUUCCAUAUUCCUGGUCUGAGAAACCAUUUCAUCCCUUUACAGACCGUUACAAAAAUGCACCAGUCUGUCGAGUCACUGAUACUUCACCACCUGCUUGUAAUAUUGUAUGCCCUGUCCAUCUGUCUGGUGUACCCAAUUCAACUUUACCGGACAUAGAGACAUUAAAGGGGGCAAAAUCUUUCAUUCGCAGCAAUAACAGAAACAAAAAACCAUUUUUUUUGGCUGUUGGCUUUCAAAAACCGCAUAUUCCUCUCAAGUAUCCAGACAAAUAUCUGAAACACCAUCCGUUACAAAAGUUUCAAAUACCUGAUAAUUAUGAAUGGUCAGAUAAUGUCAGUUCUGUGGCAUACAAUCCAUGGGCAGAUCUUCGAAAACGAGAUGACAUAAAAAACUUUUGGUUGAAAUUUCCUUAUCAAAAAAUACCAAUGGAUUAUGCACGUUUGAUUAUACAGUCGUAUUAUGCUGCAGUAACAUACAUCGAUGACUUGAUUGGGCAACUCAUUAAGCAGCUAACCAUUUCCGAUGUGCAAUGUAAUACUACCGUUAUCCUCAUGUCCGAUCACGGAUGGUCUUUAGGUGAACACGGAGAAUGGGCAAAGUACAGCAAUUUUGACGUAGCUCUUAGAGUUCCCGUUAUCAUGUCCAUUCCUGGCCUGACAAACAAUUGUCGGAAGUCUGGUGCUAGAAUAUCAGGCAAGAUCACAGACUUACUCACCCAAAAUAAUUCCGAGGUCGCGAGAAACUACAUCGCAAUUGAUUCUAUGAUAGAAUUGGUGGACAUUUUUCCCACAAUCGCAGAUAUAAUAGGACUGUCUAUACCAGUAUGCAUGGAGAACAAGAAUUUUGGAUAUAACCAUAGCAGUGUACCUUCAUCUUCAAAUCCUUGCACCGAAGGUCUUGGAUUCUUACCGCUCAUCGUUGAAGCAAUGUCUGGAAAGAGCAUUCCAUGGAAAAAGGGUGUCUUUAGCCAAUAUCCUCGGCCGGGUAUUGUGCCAACCCUGGUUCCUAAUAGUGACGAGCCACGCUUGUAUGAAAUAUCAAUUAUGGGUUAUACCAUUAAAACCAAAGAGUAUCGAUAUACCACCUGGCUAGCCUUUAAUCACAGCACAGCAAAGGCUGACUGGACAACUAUGGUGGCAGAAGAAUUGUACCACAAUAAGCUGGACGUAGAAGAAAACAUUAAUUUAGUAACAACGCAAAAAUUUAGUAUGAUAAAGGAAGAACUGCGAAUACAGUUAAAAAACGGAUGGAGACAAGCUCUACCCAGACAAUAUCGGUAACGGGAUGGUCGAGAGAAAAAAAAAAGUGUAAUAGUAUCCCAGUGAAAAUGAAGCUAUUAUUUGUUAAUCAAGGAUUAUUAUUAUUUUAACAUACAUUUCUUAUAUACUGAGAA
This is a messenger RNA of Athalia rosae (coleseed sawfly), 2151 nucleotides long. It is a transcript of the gene Ids, whose product is annotated as iduronate 2-sulfatase. The record is from RefSeq and is a predicted model, not a curated record. The coding region runs from base 239 to 2038 and encodes 599 amino acids. The transcript is spliced from 10 exons. NCBI's taxonomy places the organism in Eukaryota, Metazoa, Arthropoda, Insecta, Hymenoptera, Athaliidae. Gene Ontology annotation, molecular function: iduronate-2-sulfatase activity.